AUGGGGGAAAAGAGCACAAUUGUUAUAUCUGGUCACCAAUCUAUAAGUUAUUUUUCUGAUGUCAGAAACCUUUGCUGGUUUUUGGAACCAGAAUUUGCAAAUUCAGUGGUUAGACUACACAAACUUGUUGGAAACGCAAUUACUGAAGACCACCACAUUGUGGUUGGGACAGGUUCUACACAACUCUUUCAGGCUGUACUAUAUGCUCUCUCUCCACCGAAUGCAUCUGAGCCCAUGAAUGUGGUAUCUGCUGCCCCAUUCUACUCGUCGUACCCGUUGUUGACCGACUACCUAAAGUCUGCGCUUUAUAAAUGGGCGGGUGAUGCUUACGAGUUCAGUAAAGAUGGUCCCUACAUUGAACUUGUAACUUCCCCUAAUAAUCCUGAUGGCUUUACAAGGGAACCUGUGGUCCGUCGAACUAAAGGAUUAUUGGUUCAUGACCUUGCUUACUAUUGGCCACAAUAUACUCCAAUAUCUUUUCCUGCAGAUCACGACAUCAUGCUGUUCACAGUCUCCAAAAGCACUGGCCAUGCUGGGAUUCGUUUAGGAUGGGCUCUUGUCAAAGAUCGAGAAAUUGCCAAAAAAAUGAUUAAUUUCAUAGAGCUCAACACCAUUGGAGUGUCCAGAGAUUCACAGCUCCGGGCAGCAAAGAUUUUACAAGCUGUGUCUGAAAGCUAUGACCAUGUUGACAACUCUAAAGAAACUGAACCUUUCUUCGAAUAUGGUUACAAUAUCAUGGCAAAGAGGUGGAAGCAACUAAGAGCAGCAGUGAAUAAGAGUAAGCUUUUCAGUUUGCCCGACUUUCCUCCUGGGACGUGCACAUUUACUGGUCGAACUUUUGAAUCACAACCUGCUUUUGCGUGGUUGAAGUGCGAGGGCGAAAUAGAGGACUGUGAAAGCUUCCUUCGAAGACACAAGAUCUGGACCCGAGGUGGGAAGUACUUUGGGGUUAGCUCAAAGUAUGUGAGGAUAAGUACAUUGUCGAGAGAUGAAACAUUUGAUCUUUUCACAGAGAGGUUGUCUGCAAUGGUACUUGAGAGCCCUUAA
Molecule: messenger RNA, 1047 nt
Organism: Ilex paraguariensis (yerba mate)
Lineage: Eukaryota; Viridiplantae; Streptophyta; Magnoliopsida; Aquifoliales; Aquifoliaceae
Source: the annotation of a GenBank genome assembly